Molecule: messenger RNA, 2157 nt
Organism: Nymphaea colorata (pocket water lily)
Lineage: Eukaryota; Viridiplantae; Streptophyta; Magnoliopsida; Nymphaeales; Nymphaeaceae
Product: probable tRNA (guanine(26)-N(2))-dimethyltransferase 2
Exons: 12
Coding region: 253-2052 (599 amino acids)
Biological process (GO): tRNA N2-guanine methylation
Cellular component (GO): nucleus
Molecular function (GO): RNA binding
Source: RefSeq, a predicted model, not a curated record
CCGUUUUUUCCCUCCUUUUUCUCCAGUUGACUGACGCCCUAAACCCUACUCCGGCGGAGAGAGGAAGCCUGGUUAGUUUGGCGUGUAGAGAGCGAGGGAGAGAGUCUGGCGACGUCACGGUUGAACCGAUUUCCCGGUGGUUUGCUGUUUGUUUUCCGGUCGAUCGCUAGCUCGGUGGGCAUCCGACCUGACGUAGAGAAGAGGAUUCAUGCAGCUCAUCGUGUUGUUGUUUUUGUCCAUUCCUUGUCUGGCAUGGGCGAUCCAUGCGAAAGGAAGAAUGUUACUACGAAGCCGAAGAACCUUCAUGACGACUCCGCUGGGUACAGGAUCCUCAAAGAAGGGGAGGCGGAGAUUCUAAUACACAGGAACGAUGUAUUCUACAACAAAGCGCAGGUAGUUAACAGGGAUUUGUCAAUAGCAGUGUUAAGGACGUACGUAGACAAACGUAAUGAAGAGCAUAAAGUUAGGCGUUGCGAGGAAGUUGCUGCAAAGAUCGCAUCAGCAGAUGGCAGGCUGGAACGAACAUCAGAUCACGAAGUUUCACCUCUCAAUGAAGAAAAAAUCAAAGGACACGAAGAUCGACAAGCCUUGUCUAAUAUCAAACAAGGUGAUGACUCUGAUGCUACAGCUCGAGGGAACAGGGAAGUGAAGGAAGCAAAACCACUUAAGGUUUUAGAGGCUUUGGCUGCCUCUGGAUUAAGAGCACUGAGAUAUGCACGUGAAGUAGAAGGGCUUGGUUCAGUUAUAGCUAUUGAUAAUGAUAAAGUGGCUUUUGAAGCUUGCAAACAGAAUAUAAAGCUGAACGGCUCUUUUGCUUGCUCUAAGGUUGAGCCAGAACUUGCAGAUGCUAGGGUCUAUAUGCUUACUCGGCCAAAAGAGUUUGAUGUGGUUGACCUUGAUCCUUAUGGAUCUCCUUCAAUAUUCCUGGAUUCAGCAGUUCAGUCUGUGGUAGAUGGGGGCAUGCUAAUGUGCACAGCUACUGAUAUGGCUGUUUUAUGUGGGAAUGAUGGAGAUGUCUGCUAUUCCAAAUAUGGUUCAUACCCUUCGAAAGGGAAAUACUGCCAUGAGAUGGCUCUAAGAAUCCUCCUUGCAUGUAUUGAGAAUCAUGCAAAUCGCUACAAGCGUUACAUUGUCCCUGUUCUUUCAGUCUCAGUUGAUUUCUACAUACGGGUAUUUGUUCGGAUAUACACUUCUGCUAAUGCUAUGAAGAGUGCUCCUCUUAAGCUCUCAUAUGUCUAUCAGUGUACUGGAUGUGAUUCAUUUCACCUGCAACCUCUUGCUCGAACUGUUAGUAAGCACAAUAGUGUUAGAUAUGCACCGGCUUAUGGUCCUGUUGUACCUCAAGAGUGCAGUGAUUGUGGGAAAAUAUUCAACCUGGCUGGGCCUAUAUGGUCAGCUUCAAUUCAUGAUCAGGAGUGGAUUUCAUCCAUCUUAUCAAAUGUUGUAUCAUUGAAGGAUCGAUACCCAGCAUAUGAAAGGAUAUCUGCUGUUCUAACCGCAAUAUCUGAGGAGCUGCUUGAUGUUCCGCUGUAUGUCAGCCUACACAGCCUGUCUGCCACCCUCAAAUGCGAAUCUCCUUCGGCAGUUAUGUUUCGCUCUGCGGUCAUGAAUGCUGGGUAUCGCAUGUCGGGGACUCAUGCUAAUCCGCUAGGACUCAAAUCAGACGCCCCAAUGAGCGUCAUCUGGGAUAUAAUGCGCUGCUGGGUCAAACUUCAUCCAGUCAAAUCUCGACCAUCAGAUCAACCUGGAAGCGUGAUCCUGGCCAAGGAGCCCACCAUCCAGGCGAAUUUCGCUCGUUUGAAAUGUUCGAACGGAGGAAAAGAUAAGAAGAAGGCGAGGUUCCUGCCCAACCCUGAAAGCCAUUGGGGACCGAAGCCGAGGGCUGGCCGGCAGAUAAAGAGCAAGAACGCAUCCUUGUUCUUAGGGCCAGACCGAGUCAAUCGUCUCAAGGUGCUGGACAACCCAGAUGAGCCUGAGACGGGUGUUGAUCCGAAGGAGAAGAGACGGUUCCUCAGCUCGAUAAAAGAAUACACCACCAGCGCAGAGGCCUGAAAUUUUCUCACUCCAUGGUGCUGUUUUAUUUUGUUCUUGUAAACGUUUUGCUCUAGAGUUAAGAUUUUGUAAAUACUUUUAAGCCUUUAAGGGUGACUUUCAUCA